Adineta ricciae is the source of this 1854-nucleotide messenger RNA. The record is from the annotation of a GenBank genome assembly. Lineage: Eukaryota; Metazoa; Rotifera; Eurotatoria; Adinetida; Adinetidae.
AUGCCGCAGGUAGAAAACGUUGAGAAUUAUGUUCUUGUGUGGUUGGAUCAAUCCAACGGUGGUAAGGGUAAAAGUGGUGAAGUAUCAAAACGUCAACUUCAACAGGUGGUUAAUUGUGUGAAAAUAUUUUUGGAUCCUAAAGCAUGUCACGAAUUCAUGUCAAAUGUCAAAGACGUGAAGAUCUUUGUGAUUGUCUCGGGUGCAGUCGAAGAGGAUUUCGUUUCAAGUAUUCAUGACGAAAAACAACUCGAAUCGAUCUAUGUCUAUUCUCCUGGGAAAGUUCAAGAAUCUUGGUUUGGUGAAUAUCAAGAAAUUACUGGUAUUUACACUACUAUAGAUGCGCUGUGUGAACAGUUAAGCAAAGAUGUAACGCGGCUCGAUCGUACGCUGCUAGGUUUUGAAAUGAUGGAACGAUCGAAGUCAAAGGAUGGAUCCAACGCUAGUCAACAAGAAGCGUCGUUUAUGUACGAUCAGUUGUUUCGAGACAUUGUUCUAUCAGUAAAAGAUGAGGAUAUGCAAGAUAUGUAUGACUUUUGCCAGACACGAUAUCAUGGAAAUAGCAACGAACUAUCGAAUCUCAAAGAUCUCAAAACGACAUACUCAGCGAACACGUCUAUCUAUUGGUAUACUCGAGAUUCAUUCCUUUAUCGCAUGCUGAACAAAGCUCUUCGUACUCAUGACUAUGAUACAUUGUAUACUUUACGCGUAUACAUUCGUCACCUGCAUCAACAGAUCGCUUCCGAACAAGGAUCAAAAGGUAUCGAUGUGAAGAAGUUGUACCGUGGACAAGCAUUUGAGAAGGAUGACUUUGAGCAACUUAGUAAAACGGAAAAGGGGCUAUUCUCAGUUUCAAAUUUUCUCUCCACUACUUCAGAUCGCGAAGUAGCUCUUGGAUUUGCACGUGAAAAUCUUGGUAAUAACAGAAAAGUAAGCACUCUGUUUGAAAUUACAAUCGAGAAGACUACGGCUAUCCCUGUGACCUGCGUAAGCGGGCUCAGUUACUACAAACUUGAAAAAGAGUGGCUUUUUUCCAUGGGAUCGGUCUUUCGUGUCGGUAAAUUGAAACAUUCAGCGGAAGGUAUAUGGAUCGUUCCUUUGACCUUAACAGAUGACUACGACAAGCGACUUACCGCUUUGAAAGAACAUUUUAAAAAAUCUAUGGAAGAUAGUAAUGUUUGCCUUAAUUUCGGUAGACUAAUGUACCAAAUAGCAGCAUGGAAAAAGUCCGACUACUUCUAUCGCGAAGCAAUUCAAGUUGAGACUUCACCUCAGCGUCUUUCAGUAUUAUAUAACAAUCUUGGAAUGGUCAAAGACGAGUUGGACCAAUACGAUGAAGCGCUACGUUAUUACUCCAAGUCACUGGACUUGAAGAAAACUGAAGAGUCAGGCAGUGCAGCAGACGACGCAACAACGUACAACAAUAUUGCAACUCUGUAUUGGAAAAUGAAGAAAAUGGAUAAAGCUAUUGAAUAUUAUGAAAAAGCAAUUGAAGAUUGCAAUGCUCAAGGUAAUAGCAAUGAGGGAUUAGUAGCCACAUUGCAUACUAACAUGGCUGGAGUUCUAAACGAACAAGGCAAACAUGAGGAAGCCUUAGAAAGAUGCCAAGAAGCGUUAAAGAUAAACUUAAAGAUUUUUCCAGAGAUUCAUCCCAGAAUAGCAACUACGUAUGGCACUAUCGCGAAUACGAUGCAUCGCUUGAAGUUGUACAGCAAGGCUGUUGAAUAUGGUGAAAAAGCAGUCGACAUAGAUCGCAGCUCUCUGCCGAAAGAUCAUCCUCAAACGUUGGGUCACCAGAACAAUCUUACAGUAUACAAACAGGCGAAAGAACAGGCCGAAAUGGAUAACAAUCAAUAA